CUUGCCCCUCCUAUAUAUAAUGAUGUUUAGCAGUCCUCUCACUCAUUCAUUCUAAACUCAACUCACCCUACUGCGGCUAAGAUGAAUGGCGUGGGCAACAUUGAAGAGAACACUGAUGACGAGGAUGAUGAUGGAAUUCAUUUCCAGCAAGGAUCCUCUUCAUGGAUUCUUCAUAAUUGGUUCAAUGAAUCACCAAGUUAAUGACCCUAGUGAGCUAGGGAAAGAUGAUCUCAAGCAUAAGGUUGAUGACGUCGUUCUAGAGACGGAUUCAAUUUUAAAAGAAUCAGGGCAUGGUGAUGCAAUGAAGCAACAGAGAAGUACAGAUUCAAGGACCACUUCGCCACCUGAAAACUUGGGUUUCAUGAAUGCAGCCAAAAAAGAACUAGAUCCAGAAGGCCACCUGAAAACUUGGGUUUCAAAGAAAAGACGUUGGAGACCUAAUUUUUUGAAUAAACCAGAGGUAGGCUAUGAUCAUGCUUGGUUAAGUGGAGAAAGGAGAUCAAAAGGUCGUAUUCUCUUGAAGGGUUGCGGGAAAGAUGCUAAACCAGGAGCUAUAACCAAGAAGGAAGUCUCGCAACCUACAUUGGUUGCUUUAGAAGAAUUUGCUGUCUUGGAGGCAUUAGAAGAGAAACAUGAAAAAGACGACAAGAAAAAUGAACCUGCCAGAUAUCGUGAUAAAAGACGACGGUCAUCAUUUGAGGAAUCAGGAGCUGAGUUAAAUCAAACAGCAUUGGGCUCUGUUUUCUCAAUCACCAAAGAAAGCAACUUUGCCAAAACCUUUGAAGAACAAUGUAAAAGAAAGAGCCCGCCAUCACAAAAAGAGGCAUUUGUUUCUGUCUCAAACACCAAAGAAAGCAACUUCCUCAAAACCUCUAAAGAACAACGUAAAAGGAAGAGCUCGCCAUCAAACGAAGAGUGUGAUAGAGCUACUUUAUUUUGUAAUAGACGUUGUCGAGGAAGGCAAACAAUCCAUCGUUGAGCAGAUGGGUAACACAAUGUGAAAAAUGCUUCAAAUGGAGGAUGAUUUCAGCAGAGUAAGAGUUUGAGGAAAUCAGAAGUAGAUUUAUUGAAGAACUCUUUUACUGCGGAAAAAAAAACCAAUGCUUUUUGCGAAGAACCAGCUGAUAUUGAGUACGAUUCUUUUCGAAUUUGGGCCAUUGACAAGCUCAAUCAGCCUAAAACCCCAACUGAAUUUAAGAGAGAAUUGUACCGGAGAAAAGAUUACCCUAAAAUGGAUGCUUAUUAUGUCACUCCUUCAGGGAAGAGACUAAGAUCUAUUACAAAAGUAUGUACUUUUCUUCAACAAAAUUUUGAGUUUAGUGACCUAUCAGUCUCGGAUUUCAGCGUUAAGAGCCCCAAAAUUAUGGAUGAUACUAUACCCUCUAGUAGCACUUAAUGAGUGCGUGGAUGGAGCUGAAAUUUUUGGUUUGUUUA
Molecule: messenger RNA, 1434 nt
Organism: Lycium barbarum (goji berry)
Lineage: Eukaryota; Viridiplantae; Streptophyta; Magnoliopsida; Solanales; Solanaceae
Exons: 5
Coding region: 86-979 (297 amino acids)
Source: RefSeq, a predicted model, not a curated record